Messenger RNA from Suillus bovinus, 546 nucleotides. RefSeq lists its product as uncharacterized. The record is from RefSeq and is a predicted model, not a curated record. NCBI's taxonomy places the organism in Eukaryota, Fungi, Basidiomycota, Agaricomycetes, Boletales, Suillaceae. The transcript has 4 exons. The annotation marks the transcript as partial. Gene Ontology annotation, biological process: mycotoxin biosynthetic process.
AUAAGAUUCAAUGGAACUCUGGGCACCCCUUCUAUAUAUCGUGGCAGCCCGUCUCCAGAAAUCGACGCCGUCUGGGAGAGGAUAGCAUUGAACGCGCGUCCAAUCCGUAUGACCGCUGAGCAACUGCUCAGAAUGGGCGAAGAACCUUCUGCAGUCCUGGCCAGGUAUCCAGACGAAUACGGCGGAGGUUACAUGGCAACUGUAGAAUUCAUUCACCAGCUCCAUUGCCUAGACAUGAUUCGCAGAGUCACAUGGGGUGAUCGAUCCUCGGGUCAUGGCGUUCACGAAACCCCCAAGGAGUUCCGCACUCACCUCGACCACUGCAUCGAAAUGCUCAGGCAGAUCAUUAUGUGUCGUGGCGACAUAACAAUGCUCACUUAUGACUGGGUGGAGGGAGUCAAAGAUCCUUUCCCCAACUUCAACGUUCCUCACCAAUGCAGAAACUUCGACAAGAUCUUGGAUUGGGUUGAUGAGCAUCUUGCUGUUACCUCUAAAUCCGACCUGGUCCGUUUGGGGGACAACGUGGAUCUGCCUUCCCCUCCUUGA